CCUCGGCGGGGCGGCUCCCGGCGCCGCGACCAAUGAUCUCCUCCUCUGUUUAAAUAGACUUGCGGUGUCAAUCAUCUUCUUCUUCGUCAGCCUCCCUUCCACCGCCAUAUUGGGCAACUAAAAAAAGGGGGCUCGUCUUUUCGGGGUGUUUUUCUCCCCCGCCCCUGUCCCCACUCUCUCGCCGCUCCGCGACUCCGACGCCGGCAAGGUUUGGAGAUCCGCUCGGUCGGCGGGACCCGCGGGCUCGCAGCUGCCCGGACUCGGACUGGCUCUGCCCCCUCCUCUCUCCGCUGCGCUCUUCUCCCCUCCCCUCCCCGCCUCCCGCUCGCCCGUCCACUUGAUCGGCGGGGACUCGGGGCUGCCUGGCCGGGGCUGCCCCUCGCCCCCUCCCCCAGCCCCGCGCGCUCCUGACGCUCGGGCACUUACUCGUCCGUGUUUGUUUCUCUUGGCUCGGAGGGCAGUCGCAGGGCUUAUAAGAGGGGCUCGGGCUGGGUCGGGGCGUUUUGUUUUGUUCGUUUUGUUUUGCGAGAGCGCAAGAGAGGCGGUCGCCGAGCCCGGGGAGAAAGAUGUCAAACGUGCGAGUGUCUAACGGGAGCCCGAGCCUGGAGCGGAUGGACGCCAGACAGGCGGAGUACCCCAAGCCCUCGGCCUGCAGAAACCUCUUCGGCCCGGUCAGUCACGAAGAGUUAACCCGGGACUUGGAGAAGCACUGCAGAGACAUGGAAGAGGCCAGCCAGCGCAAGUGGAAUUUUGAUUUUCAGAAUCACAAGCCCCUGGAGGGCAAGUACGAGUGGCAAGAGGUGGAAAAGGGCAACUUGCCCGAGUUCUACUACAGACCCCCGCGGCCACCCAAAGGCGCCUGCAAGGUGCCGGCGCAGGAGGGCCAGGAUGUCAGUGGGACCCGCCAGGCGGUGCCUUUAAUUGGGUCUCAGGCAAACUCAGAGGACACGCAUUUGGUAGACCAGAAGACUGAUGCACCGGACAGCCAGACGGGGUUAGCGGAGCAGUGCACUGGGAUAAGGAAGCGACCUGCCACAGACGAUUCCUCUCCUCAAAACAAAAGAGCAAACAGAACAGAAGAAAAUGUUUCAGACGGUUCCCCGAACGCGGGUUCAGUGGAGCAGACGCCCAAGAAGCCCGGCCUCAGAAGGCGUCAAACGUAAAGUACUCGAAUUGAGAGUAUGUUUCCUUGUUUAUCGGAUACAUCACUGCUUGAUGAAGCAAGGAAGAUAUAAAUUAAAAAUUUUGAAUACAUAUCGCUGACUCCACGGAGUGGACAUCCCUUAUAAGCACUGAACAGCAACAACCCAAUAACACUAAAGUUUUAGGCACUCUUAAAUCAUCUGCCUCUAAAAGCAUUGGAUGUAGCAUUGUGCAAUUAGGUUUUUCCUUAUUUGCUUCAUUGUACUACCUGUGUAUAUAGUUUUUACCUUUUAUGUAGCACAUAAACUUUGGGGAAGGG
This is a messenger RNA of Balaenoptera ricei (Rice's whale), 1462 nucleotides long. It is a transcript of the gene CDKN1B, whose product is annotated as cyclin dependent kinase inhibitor 1B. The transcript is spliced from 3 exons. Gene Ontology annotation, biological process: regulation of cell cycle; negative regulation of cell population proliferation; G1/S transition of mitotic cell cycle. Bases 567 to 1163 code for a protein of 198 amino acids. NCBI's taxonomy places the organism in Eukaryota, Metazoa, Chordata, Mammalia, Artiodactyla, Balaenopteridae. Gene Ontology annotation, molecular function: cyclin-dependent protein serine/threonine kinase inhibitor activity; protein-folding chaperone binding. The record is from RefSeq and is a predicted model, not a curated record. Gene Ontology annotation, cellular component: cytoplasm; nucleus.